Pyricularia oryzae 70-15 is the source of this 4330-nucleotide messenger RNA. RefSeq lists its product as uncharacterized. Gene Ontology annotation, molecular function: ATP binding; ATP hydrolysis activity; DNA binding. Bases 294 to 4094 code for a protein of 1266 amino acids. The record is from RefSeq and is a predicted model, not a curated record. Lineage: Eukaryota; Fungi; Ascomycota; Sordariomycetes; Magnaporthales; Pyriculariaceae. Gene Ontology annotation, cellular component: nucleus. The transcript is spliced from 2 exons.
CACGACGCGCUGAACGCGUGCCAAGUGACGGCACAUUUGCUAGUCAAUCAAGGCUUCACCAGCCAUGUACUUUUCUCGAGGUUUAUACACAAUUUGAACUCUUGUCUCGAGAAUCUGUGGAUGGAUUCUGGGCUUCUCUGCUACCAAACACUGCUUUUCCUUAAUAAUAUUUUUCUCACACAUGCCACCACCAGCCUGGCUUAAUCGGACCCGGAGCUCCUUCCUUUGUUAGACGAUUACGGCCUACGGUAUACAGCACACAGGAACAAGCGACCCUUCAAUCUUCCACAGGCAUGUCCGUUCUUCUUCAGCGACUCCCCGAUAAUAUACCGACUAUGGGAGCCUCCGCAGCUGGAAAUGACGGCAGAGUACAUCCUUUUUUUACUACACCGCGCCCACAACCCCUAAACGAAGAGCAGCAUGGCGAGCUGCAAGCUGCUCUUGGCAGCAGUCCAGUACCCUAUGCUGCCGCUGGGCCAGAAUUGGCUUUGAGCAGGGAAGGCGAUCAAUCAGACCCCCAAUAUAGCGAGCCCAAGAGGCAGAAGCGAAAAUCGGAGGCCACUGAGGGAACCACAGGCAAGAAGAGACGGGGAAGACCAAGAAAAGUACAACAACCCACCGAUACUACCAGAGACGAUGCUUCAGUCUCUUCCCAGGAUGUCCAGGGACCACUUGAUACCAGCACAACAAAUGAUCAUACCCUACGAGAAACUGCCGACAACAUCCGUAGAUCUCUGCCACCAGUUCUUCCUCCAUCUUGCAACGAGGUACCCCACAACGAAGCGACAACUGCAGUCGUGACUGUACCCACGGAUGCAAAUGCAGAUGCAGGAGUCAAGCCCAAGAAGAUGUUGAAUUUCAACGCCAAGUCAGGAACUCUUGGCUCUCCCCCGAACCCUAAAGAAACACCCGUCAAGUCAUCACCAAACUUGAAGCCCACGAAAGCUCGCGGCACGCGGAUUGCGAAGAAACUGACGUUGGUGGUAUCAGUCAAAUAUGGCACGGACGAACAGGCGCGUCUGAGGAUUGGCAAUAGGAUCGAAGAGAUUCUUAAGGCGCAGCGCCACGAUGGUUCUGUGCUACCUGCAACAGCAUGGGAUUUACCAGCAACAAACCUCCCUCAGGUCGAUGCCAAAAUCCAAAAGCAAGCUACAACCAACAAAAAGACUCAUCCUUUCUUUCUUGCCAAGACACAAAAGACGAGUGCAACCUCCGAGAAACAGGCCAUAGAGAAGACAACUACGGAUUCAACAACACAUAAGGUCUUCUCCUCAACUCCUUGUUCCCCAAAAAGACCACGUGCCCAACCAAUAGAUGCUGCACAGGCCAUGGGCAAAGGUCAAAUCCAGUUUGGAACGAGGCAUCUAGGCCUUAAAAUACCUGGUGCAUGUCUUCCUCCGUGGCCUUGGAAAGGGGCUGUCCGCAUAGGCGAAGAUGAGAUGGCUUGCAAACAAGAACAGCCGGCCUUAUAUCGCUCUUGUAGAAAAUCCAAAGGAAACGCCACACUGAUAAAUCUGGAUGAGUCGAUUAUAACGCGGCUUACUGAUCAACUUCGGAUACCUGCAGUGGUUGAGGAGCUCAGAAAUGUGGAUACUGACAGGUUCACGCCAGCUCCUCGUGAGCUCCGACUUCCUCAGAAACAUUGCGAGAGUGGGCGAAAACUGCAAGAAAGGAUAAGGAGCCAACUCAAAACACUUGAGUUCAACCUUGGCACUGUUAGAUUCUUUGAGUCUAUCAGCUCUAGCCUUGCAGCACACGAUCGAUCACAAUGCGAGUCACAGGCUUGGGCACAAAAGUACGCCCCUGCUUCUGUUUCCGACGUUCUCCAGGCAGAGAGAGAAACCACCCUGCUCAAAGAGUGGCUUGUGGCUCUUCAAGUCCAGUCUGUUGACACUGGCGCUGAUGCUGCGCCUGGACGAGGGAAAGGGGGCCUCAAAGGAAUAGAUGCGGGGCAAAAGAAACGGAAACGGAGAAAGGUUGAUAAUUUCAUCGUCUCCAGCGACGAGGACGACAACGAACUGAACGAACUAUCCGAGCCGGAAACCGAAUCAUCUCUGCCAGUCACCGGAGGCUUUUCAAGGAGAACUGUCAUUAGGUCAAGCAACGGCGCUUCAUCCAAGGCUGGCAAGGAAAUGCCACGACUGAAGAACGCGGUUGUCAUCAGUGGUCCACAUGGAUGUGGAAAGACCGCAGCCGUUUAUGCGGUUGCCAAAGAACUUGGCUUCGAAGUAUUCGAGAUCAGCCCUGGCAGCCGUCGCAAUGGCAAAGAUAUACUUGAGAAGAUCGGGGAUAUGACCAGGAAUCAUCUUGUGCAGCACCAUCAAGCAAGCGCAAUCACCCCUGGCGAUGAGGACGCUUGUGUGCCUAUUGACGACAGUGUUGCGAAUGAGGUGCAGUCUGGAAAGCAAGCAACCAUGGGCUCAUUUUUUAAGACGAACACCAAAGCGAAACCGACGCCAAAGCCACAACCAGCACCAAACCCGGCAGCUCCUACGAAGCAAUCAGAGAUUAAAAAGGCGCCAUCCAAGAUUCAGAAACAGUCACUGAUUUUGCUGGAGGAGGUUGACAUCCUUUACGAAGAAGACAAGAAUUUUUGGACAACGGUAAUGGGACUUAUGGCCCAAUCCAAACGACCCUUCAUCAUGACUUGCAAUGAUGAGUCUCUCGUUCCUCUUCAGUCACUUGAUCUUCACGGUAUCUUCCGCUUCAACCCACCCCCUAUUGACGUUACUGUCGAUCGACUUUUGAUAAUGGCGGCACAUGAAGGGCACGCCCUCCGAAGAGGUGCUGUCGAAUCGUUAUAUGUAUCGCGAGGCCAUGACAUGCGUGCGUCAAUUGCCGAUCUGAACUAUUGGUGCCAAAUCGGUGUUGGCGAUCGCAGGGGUGGUUUUGAUUGGUUCUACCUGAGAUGGCCUAAGGGGGUUGACCAGGACGAAGCCGGGGAUAUUGUGCGCGUUGUCAGUGAAGACACCUAUCAGGAAGGAAUGGGCUGGCUGAAUAGAACGCCUGAAAAAGGGGCUCAGGAAGGAUGCCAUGGCGAGGAGGCCCUGAUGAAACAUGCUUGGGAUCACUUUGGUCUUGACAUAGGCCUGUGGCAGGAUUCUCAAGCCAUGCAGUUGUGGGCUGAGAAUUGCAGUGGCUCUGGGGACAGGUCUUGUGCUGAACGACUGGCGGCUCUCGAGGCAUAUGACAGUUUCACAGACGUCAUGAGCAUUGCUGACUUGAGCUCUGCGAUGGAGACAAUAUCGUCUAAAGAGCUCUCAAUCGAUGCAACCCUUCCACCGCUUCCAGCUAAGGCCAGAGAAGACUUUACGCUUGGCCGGAUACUCAUUGAAGCGACGCCAGUUACAAGUUAUGAUGCCUUGGACACUGCGAUCUCAGUUUGUCUGAAGGCGAUGGGCAAACAGGAGCUCCGCCAGACACGCACAAAUCAAGAAUUGUCUUCGGGUCAAGAUGGACUCGCUCCACUGGAAGAAGAUCAAGCCAUCCCCGCAAUCCGGAACCAUCUUAACGGGCCAUCAUUGGCGGCCCCUGCUGUAAACCGGCUCGAUUUCGCCAUUGCCUUUGACCCGAUAGCUGUCUCGGAAGAGGCGGCAGCAGCCGGGCCCUCUUCCCAUCUCGAUCCGUCAGUAUGGGAUCGGACGAUGAAGAUCAUCACACUUGAUGUUGCACCGUUCGUCAGAGGGAUCGUUGCUUUCGACAACCAUCUCCAACAACACCGCAUGAAGCUGAGCAACCUUAUGAGCCAGGGCGGCGCCGGUCCAAAGAAGCGGAUGCGCACCACCCGCGCAGCGUAUUCGGCCAUGGAGGGCGGCCAGAGGAGCACUACCCGUGCCGAGAAGUGGUUCAAAGCGGACAUAAACCCAUAUUUCGUCAAGGCCACCGCGCCUAGGGGCUGUGCGGAUCUGGUGCCGAUACCAGCCAUCAUCGAGGCAGAUGAAAGAAGCACGGCCGGUGAGAUUGCAGGACUGGGAUCAUCCUGUGACGAAAGCGAUCCGGCACCCCAGCCGGUAGUGAACAAAGGGAGGAACAAACUAAGGAAAAGUGUGGUGGGCGCGAGCAGCGACUGUUCCGAGGAUGAGUUGGCUUCAUAAUACUACUAAGUCUAGCAUCGGAGUUUGGUGCAGGAAACAUGUUUAGGAACAACCUUCUUUUGGGAUUCACAGUUCGUUCGAGACUUUGCAUUUAACGUGACAUUAGCCACAAUGUCUGACAGUAGAAUUGACCUGGGACACAUAUAUUACGAAAUCAAGGAUGUCAUGAAACAUUAUAGCUAUUUAUUCCUACAAAAUGUCAAGUCAAGUAUGUCCAUGUCUAAAGUUGUUGUUCA